Molecule: messenger RNA, 1536 nt
Organism: Pundamilia nyererei
Lineage: Eukaryota; Metazoa; Chordata; Actinopteri; Cichliformes; Cichlidae
Gene: slc52a3-2a
Product: solute carrier family 52 member 3-2a
Exons: 4
Coding region: 66-1409 (447 amino acids)
Biological process (GO): riboflavin transport
Cellular component (GO): plasma membrane
Molecular function (GO): riboflavin transmembrane transporter activity
Source: RefSeq, a predicted model, not a curated record
CUUUGGCUUCUCCUUUCCUUUGUGUCUGCAGAUUUCUUCAAACAACUCCACCAAACUGAAUCAACAUGUCCCUUCUCACUCACCUGUUGGCAUGUUUGUUCGGUAUGGGCUCCUGGGUCUCCAUCAACGGUCUGUGGGUGGAGCUGCCUCUGAUUGUCCCCCAGAUCCCAGAGGCUUGGUACCUGCCCUCCUACCUCUCAGUCAUCAUCCAGAUGGCCAACAUCGGGCCUCUCUUCGUCACUCUGAUGCAUCGUUUCCGACCAGGCACCCUGAACGAGAGAGCUGUCAUAUAUGUGAUCAUCGGCCUGGGCACUGUAGCAACUUUCCUGCUGGGAUUCUUCUGGAAGGAGACUGUGGUUGUAGCAGGUGUGGCUCGCAGCGUGCCUCUCCUUGUUUUAACUUUCUUCCUCGCUGCUGUUGACUGCACUUCCUCCGUCACCUUCCUGCCCUUCAUGAUGCGUCUCAAGUCUCAGUAUCUGACCACCUACUACAUCGGGGAGGGUGUGAGUGGCCUGCUGCCGUCUCUUGUGGCUUUGAUCCAAGGUGCAGGGGUCGUCCACUGCAUAAACAGCACACAGUCUGUGAACUACACUCUCAACAUUCCCAACGGUUCUGUGACCUCUGACCUCCAGGCCCAGUAUCAGCCUGCAAACUUCUCGACUGAGGUGUUUUUCUUCUUCCUCAGUGCCAUGAUGCUGGUGUGCCUGGGGGCUUUCCUGCUCCUGAACUACCAUCCAUCUGUGGCCAGGGAGCAGCCAAACAGCAGAUACACCAACGGAGUGAAACAAAAAACAAAAAACAGGGAGUUGGUCGAGCAGAAGCCAAUGAUGGAUCCUUACAGACCAGAAAACCAGAAGCCCAGAAGCAGCUUUGGCACCGGCUCUUACAGCUGGAUGGAGGUGUUUUAUAUCUUUGGGAUUCUGGCCUGGGUGAACGCUCUGAGCAACACGGUUCUUCCCUCGGUGCAGUCCUACUCGUGCAUGCCGUACGGGAACAACGCCUACCACCUGUCGGCCAGUUUAGCUGCAUUGUCCAACCCUCUGGCAUGCUUCAUCGCCAUGUUCUUACCAAUCAGAUCCCUGCUGUUCAUGGGAGCCCUCACAGUGAUUGGCACUGGAGUUGGAGUUUAUAUUAUGAUCAUGGCAGUGCUGAGUCCAUGCCCACUGCUGGUUAAUGAUACCUCAGGUGGUGUUAUCAUUGUGUUGGCCUGGGUCCUCUUUAUUCUCACCCUGUCCUAUGUGAAGGUGAUUAUUGGGGUGAUCCUCCGUGAUGAAGGCCACAGCGCCCUCGUGUGGUGUGGAGCUGUAGUGCAGCUGGGCUCUCUGCUGGGAGCUGUGACCAUGUUUCCUCUGGUCAGUGUGUACGACUACUUUUCAUCCGGAGACCCGUGCAACACAAAAUGCUCCUGAAGUCACAAAGAAGACACUGGAAACAGACUCAGUAAUGACUCGCAUGUUUGUGAGUGAAAUGAGAAAAAUCUGUUUAUAUAUUCCUGAUUUUGCUGUGAUCCAACGAGUACAUGUAUGCAUGUAUUGA